UGUGAAUGAAAAUAACCCAAGUCCUUCUCUAAUCCCUGCCUAUCCUUUUUAUCUCAGGAUUCAGACCAGUCGGAGCAGAGUGGAUCUGUGAGCGUGCAAAACACCACGAUGCAUCCCGCGUCCUGUUAGACCGAGUAGCGGCGCAUGCUUUGUAACUGUAGUUUAGUUGCAUAGUGUUCAGUAGCUUGCAAAAUGAGUCGACAUUUUCCUGCAGCUUUUUGUUUGGCUUUAGUUUUUCUUCCUCUGAUGAGCAGUCCGUGUCCUGCCCAGUGCAGCUGCUUCUUUCACAAACUAAGCGACGGAUCAAAAGCGAGAAGUGUUCUUUGCAAUGAUCCGGAAAUCACUGUGGUUCCUCAAAAUUUCCCAACCGACACGGCAAAGCUCCGCGUUGAGAAGACGGCAAUCACACGGAUUUCUAGCAGCACCUUCCACUACCUCAACAGUCUGGAGUUUCUCUGGAUGUCUUUCAAUUCCCUGAACUCCCUGACUCCUGACAGUUUCCGGGGUCUUUACAACCUUAAUGAGCUCAGGCUGGAUGGCAACUCCCUUACCUCCUUCCCCUGGGAGUCUCUGACAGACAUGCCAAACCUGAGGCUCCUCGACUUACACAACAACAAGAUCUCCAGCAUGCCUGCAGAAGCCAUCAUGUAUAUACAGAACAUAACCUACCUGGACUUGUCUAGCAACAGUCUCACAACCGUUCCUGGUGAAAUUCUCACAAUGUGGCUAAGUGUGAAGCCACCCCAGGACGCUGAUUCUGCUAAACUAAUACUUGGUCUUCAUGAUAACCCGUGGCUGUGUGACUGUCGACUCUAUGAUCUGGUUCAGUUUCAGAAGUCCCCCUCGUCCUCCGUGGCUCUCAUUGACACUCGACUAAGAUGCGCUGAUCCCGAGAGCCUAUCAGGGGUUCUUUUCACUGAAGCAGAGCUGCAGAGGUGCCAAGGCCCUCGAGUGCAUACGGCUGUGGCUCGUGUUCGGAGCUCACUGGGCAACAAUGUGCUGCUGCGCUGUGGCACAGUUGGAGUCCCCAUCCCAGAGCUGUUCUGGAGCCGUGCUGAUGGCAAGAAAAUGAACGGCACCGUUCAGCAAGAGAUCUCAAAGGAAGGCAUCAUUUGGUCGAUUCUGAGCGUGCCUGCUGUCUCUUACCGGGAUUCUGGGAAAUAUGUUUGCAAGGCGACCAACUUUGUGGGCACGGCAGACGCUGUCAUCUCCUUGGUGAUCACAGAUUCCUUUCGGUCAGAAGAAGCAGGAGGUGGCGGUGGUGGUACUUCUAAGAGAUCAAGGGGGAAGAAAAAUGGUGGCAUUGGCAGAGCGGCAUACCAGGAAAAGCUUAUUGCCAGAUACGUUCCUCCACCUACAUCUACAGCUGCACAGCCCAUCAUUGAACCUCUUAAUGGCAAGGGGGUGACUGGGAAGUAUGAGAUUGAGAGCUACAGCAUCUCUGAUGGUGUUUCUCAGGGACGAGGCAAAGGUUCGGAUGCACAAAAGCCACUGGACGUGCAACAGGAUGCUUUAAGUAACCUAUCGGCCAAUGCCUCAUCGUUACAGCAAGCUCCUGAGAAAAGGAUAGUGCGUUCUGUAAAGGUGAUUGGUGACACUGACCAUACUGUCUCUCUGAACUGGCGAGCCCCUACAGCCACAAAUACCACCGAGUUUAGCGUCCUAUAUGCUAUAUUUGGUGAGAGAGACAUGCGUCGAAUCAAUGUGGGCUCUGGAAGAAACAGAAUCACAAUUGACGGCCUUGUGCCAAAGACAAAGUACAUUGCCUGUGUUUGCGUCAAAGGCCUGAUCCCAAAAAAGGAGCAGUGUGUAAUCUUCUCAACCGAUGAAGCAGCCAGUGCCAGUGGCACUCAGAAGCUCAUUAAUGUGGUGGUGAUAACGGUGGCAUGCGUGAUUGCUGUUCCUCUUACACUGAUUGUGUGCUGUGGGGCAAUAAAGAAACGUUGCCAAAAGCUGCUGGGGAAGCAAUCCAAAGAAAUACAGGACUCGUAUGUCACGUUUGAGACCCUCGGCCCUGGGACCAAAGCUAAGGGGAUGGAAGGCGAGUAUCUAACGAGGCUAAAUCCUGACGAAUCCAACAGGCUGCUCUCAGCGAGAUCUAGUGUUGACUCAGAGGCCACAGCCAGGACUGAAGGGCUACCUAAUGAGUACUUCUGUUAAAACCAAACAUAUGCCUCAGUUCCCAAAGGAUGCACUUUGCACCGCCGUGCUCCACUGUUAGAAAGAUUCAAAUGAUCCUCUUUUUAAAGGGGUAUCCAGAGGACACUUGUAGCUCUUUUAGGACUGGAUCUAUUCAAAUAAAUUACAGCCUUGUGGGAGUAAAAGCUACCAUUCAUUUGGUGGGAAACAACAAAAAGGGAAAAUAUACACAGUAACACAGUUGUACAUUUACAAGUGGUGUAGAAAUAACUUUUUUUAAUUCAUCGUGCACUUUUAAGAAUAAGAGAAAAAUCUCUUGAUGCCCUAAACUCUCUUAAACCCAAUACAUUCACUUUUCUUUGUUUUUUCCUAAGAUGUAACUUAUGCUUUGUGUGAAAAUCUUUAUUCUACACGUAUUUAGGGAAACAAUAGUUUAUUUAGCCUGUUUUAUAUGUCAGUAUGAUGUGAAUGUGCCAGGUUUACUGUUGGGUGAAAAACCUGAAAUACAGUACAUUUUGUAAUGUGUAAAUAUUUGUAACCUAAAAUAUAUGUGUAUGUAUGAAUGUACUGUAUAAAAAUAAAUAUUUUUAUAUUGAUUUAUGCUUACUUUUUUCCUACAUCUUUACUUUCCUUAAAAACACCCACACGUAUCCCCUGUAUCUAUAAACUGCUACAAAACAUGCUUAAACUAAGUAAAUACAAUCAAUUAAUACAGCUGUAGGCAAAUCCGAGGCAGUUUUUGUAGCAUUAAUAUAUGAAUCACUACAGUUGAUACAUAUAAUGG
Messenger RNA from Haplochromis burtoni (Burton's mouthbrooder), 2923 nucleotides. It is a transcript of the gene lrit1b, whose product is annotated as leucine-rich repeat, immunoglobulin-like and transmembrane domains 1b. The transcript has 4 exons. Bases 193 to 2160 code for a protein of 655 amino acids. Gene Ontology annotation, cellular component: endoplasmic reticulum membrane. NCBI's taxonomy places the organism in Eukaryota, Metazoa, Chordata, Actinopteri, Cichliformes, Cichlidae. The record is from RefSeq and is a predicted model, not a curated record. Gene Ontology annotation, molecular function: protein binding.